AUGCUUCUUCAUGAAAUUAGAGGACCAACAUCUUUUUCAGACCUAAAGACCGUUAAUGGUAUCUUCCAUAAUACAUUCCAAUCUGCCUGUAAUGUGUUAGGUUUGCUUGAAGGUGAUAAUCACUGGAACAAUACGUUAAAUGAAGCUUUCUUGAGUGAUUCUCCUUCCAAGCUGCGCGAACUAUUUACAGUGAUGUUGGUAUUUUGUCAACUAUCGGAUCCUUUAACUCUUUGGGAUACACAUAAAAACAAUCUUUCAGAGGAUAUUAUCCGACAAAUGGACAGAUAUUUGCAAGGUGAUGCUGACCAAAAAGAUGAGGCUCACAUCAAAUGGUUGAUACAAAUUGAAGAUGCAGUGCUUGCUGUAGGAGGUCAGAGUAUAUCAAGUUAUGGGCUACCUCAGCCAACAAGGACAGAAAAUAACUUCGAAAACAUAGUCUAUCAGAGAGAGAUAAACUACGACCUGAAUACCUUGGCAAAAGUAGUAGUGAGCAACGAGGACUUACUGACAAACGAGUAA
Messenger RNA from Acyrthosiphon pisum (pea aphid), 519 nucleotides. RefSeq lists its product as uncharacterized. Lineage: Eukaryota; Metazoa; Arthropoda; Insecta; Hemiptera; Aphididae. The record is from RefSeq and is a predicted model, not a curated record. The coding region runs from base 1 to 519 and encodes 172 amino acids. The transcript has a single exon.